GCUCGUGCAUCAAUAAAUAAAGUUCAAACGCCAAUUAAACUACAAAUACAGAAAUAAUAGUGUCACUGCAUCUUCUCAAGAAAUGGGUUUACUAUCAUUACUGCGCAAACUGCGUCCCAGCCCCGACAAAGAAGCUAGAAUACUGUUACUUGGCCUAGAUAAUGCUGGCAAGACGACAAUUUUAAAGCAAUUGGCAUCUGAAGAUAUUGCAACGGUCACACCAACCGCCGGUUUCAACAUAAAAUCCGUGGCGGCCGAUGGUUUCAAGCUCAAUGUCUGGGAUAUUGGUGGCCAGUGGAAAAUACGGCCUUACUGGAAAAACUACUUUGCGAACACGGACGUAUUGAUUUAUGUAAUUGAUUGUACAGAUCGCGAACGUUUAUCCGAAACUAACCGUGAGCUUUUCGAAUUGCUUAUGGACAAUCGCUUGAAGCAGGUGCCGUUGUUGGUGUUCGCCAACAAACAGGAUUUACCGAAUGCCAUGACCGCCUCUGAGGUAGCCGAGGCGGCGCAAUUGGUGCGUUUAGAGGAACGCACCUGGCAGAUAGUCGGCUGCUCAGCCGUCGAUGGCACGGGCAUCAAAGAGGGCAUGGAUUGGGUGUGCAAGAACAUGAAGAAAUGAAGAAGUUUAUGCAGUUUCUCAAUUGUAAGUGCUAUCAAAUCGCUUUUAAGCUACAACCACAACAACAACAGCAAGUUAAAGCAAACAAUGGCAAUCGCAUUGCACUUGUUGUAGUUCCUCUACGCAUGUAAAUUUAAAGUAUUAUUACUAAUUAGUUGAUAAUUUUAUUAGUUAGGUUACCUAUAUUUGGUUUAUAAACACUUAACUCUCAACAGUUUAUGUGAGUCAUAAACAAAUAAAUAAACAAAAAUGCUAAACUCAAGUACCACAAUCAGUUAUGUAAACAAAAUUUCCUAAUCGUGUUAAUAAAACGCAAUACAAUUACUAGGAAAU
This is a messenger RNA of Bactrocera tryoni, 955 nucleotides long. Its product is annotated as ADP-ribosylation factor-like protein 3. The record is from RefSeq and is a predicted model, not a curated record. The transcript has 5 exons. Gene Ontology annotation, cellular component: microtubule cytoskeleton; cytoplasm. Gene Ontology annotation, biological process: cilium assembly. Lineage: Eukaryota; Metazoa; Arthropoda; Insecta; Diptera; Tephritidae. Gene Ontology annotation, molecular function: GTPase activity; GTP binding. The coding region runs from base 83 to 622 and encodes 179 amino acids.